Molecule: messenger RNA, 3126 nt
Organism: Mya arenaria
Lineage: Eukaryota; Metazoa; Mollusca; Bivalvia; Myida; Myidae
Exons: 5
Coding region: 288-2678 (796 amino acids)
Molecular function (GO): protein binding
Source: RefSeq, a predicted model, not a curated record
UACCCGAAUGUUCAAGUAAGGCAGACAUCAAAACAAAUGUAAAUAUUUCAACGGGACUUGCGAACGGUAACAGCUUUUUCACAAAGUCGUCAGCUUGCAUUUAUGGAAAUUGGAACAUUACCCACGAAAACACACCAAUAGAAAGAUCUCAAUGGACAGUAGGAAUAUUCAACGGAUCCGAACCAGGGGAUGGAGUGUUUGACUUGAGUUCAGAGAGCCCUUGGAUUGAUGUUGGUAAAGAAAACAAAGGCAUUUACUGUCUACCGGUCGGAAAAGGAUUGAAUACAAUGUAUGCUUAUUCGCUGUAUCUAAAAAUAUGGCUUAAUGCUACCACAUUUGAAACAUAUUCAUCCAAGCCGUUAGCAGUUGAUCACACACCACCUUCUAUACGAAGGGGCCGAUAUAUCAAGGAUUCGAACAUCUUUUGUCAAUUGGAUUUUGAUGUCAUUGAUUGGACUGAAAAUAUCACCGCAUGUUGGGAUGGUGUAUUCAGCGAACAACAAAGUACCAUUACAUAUUACAAUGUAUCACUAGGAACAAGCGUCAAAGGCAACGACAUUGUCCAAGUAUCAAACGUUGGAUUAUCUACGAAUUUUACGGUAACUCGUGUCAGACUCGAGCCUGGAAUCAAGUAUUUCUUUACCGUAACUGCUGUGAACAUAUUAGGACUAAACUCACAAAAAAGUUCUGAUGGGUUUCUCAUCGAUACUGAUAAUCCGAUUCAUGGUGUUGUAUACAAUACAGGUCGAUUUAUGGACAGUAGCUUCCAAGGAGAGGCCGAUAGCUUAAAUAUUUCUUGGACAGGGUUUGUUGAUCAUUAUUCAGGAAUCCAAAGUUAUUAUGUUGCUUUAGCUGAAGUUAACGAAACGCUUAAUCAAGGAGAUUUUGUAAAUGUUGGUUUGCAAACUACUUACUCGUUUCGGAAUUUGAUUUUGCAACACGGCCACACAUACAUCAGUUACGUCAAGGCUGUUGAUUCGGUAAAACACUACAGUAAUGUUUCUGCAACACCCGCUAUAACUAUUGAUACGACCCCUCCAGCUGGCUUCUAUUGCAGAAAUUAUAAUGAAAUAAUGAGAGACACUUUUAUGGUUGAAAGAGUACGUCUCAUUGAAUUUCCUUAUUCAUUUCGUAAAGACGGACUCUAUCGAGCCAUUGGUUAUUUAGAAAGCGGUGUUAAUGAUUUCCGUGUAACGAUUCAAUCUGGAUACUUACAUUUUUCCUUACCCAUUGUGACCAAUCAUAACGGAUCGAUAUAUUUCGAGUAUGAUUUUUCACCAUCCGAAUCUUUGAAUGAAACCUUAUACAUAAACAUCUUCGGAAAGAAUGCAACAGUUUACAUGACCCUCUUUGAAUGUGAUGCAAAAGUUCAAUCAAAUGAAAAUGUUGUAAGAGUUUCUCAGCUGGUUGGCUCGGAAAUAGCUGUAUCAGUGAAUGUUGAAGACAAGGAGAGUAAAAUAAAACAGGUUCUGUUAGGUGUUGGAACAUAUCCAAAUUCGUUUCAAAUUGUUCCUCUCCAUCAAGUUCACUGUGUAAACAUUCAUUUGUUAAACAUCGAUGGCGUUUCCCACAGCACACCAUUAUUCGUAACAGCAAUAGUGGAUAACCAUGCUGGUUUAAGGUCAACCUUUUCAUCGAUACCGAUCGUCGUUGACAGAACAGGUCCAGUGAUAUCGUUGUUGGAAUUUAAUACCAUAUCUUUCUUGGAUACAGCUGCAAAUGGGACUGUAGAAACAACAGUUAAUAUUUCUUGGAGUGCGAUGGACAACGAAUCUGGGCUAAAGUCAUGUUAUGUUGGAAUAGGAAAUACAGUCAAUGAUAACAACGUUUUAAAGGCUACGUAUGCGCCGGGAACAAUGUUUACAACAAUCAUGUUAAAUUUAGCACAUGGAACACGCAUGAUAGCGAAUAUAAGAUGUGUCAACAAGGUAGAAAUAGCUUCAGCUAUGUCAUCAAGCACCCAAUAUGUGUUGUAUUCGAAACCAGACAUGAACUCGGUGUAUUUGAAUGUAAUCGCUGACAAUGAAAUGUCUACAGAUUGCAACAUGAAACACGUUUUCUCUGAAGGUCCUGUAAGCAUUGCGCCAACUGCGUCGCCUUCUUGUCCCCUUUAUCUUCAAACGAACGACUCCUCGAUUAAGCUUGAAUGGUCUGGAAGGACUGAUAAGCUAUAUAUUGAACGAUUUGAGUUCAAAGUAGCGAAGAACGAAAAUGAAACGAUUAUAGACUGGACAAGCUGUGGUUUAUAUAGAAUGAUCGACGUUGCUGGACUUUCCCUUCAAUCUAAUCAGAUGUACACAUGUUCUGUACGUGGAAUUGAUAUAAGAAGCGGUAGAAGUGAUCCUCUGACGGCAUUGGUUAAACCACGAUGGUUUGUACCAUCCUUAACAGAUGAAGCGAUAACUGCUUCUUUUUCAAACAAGACGGUCACUUUAAACUGGACGGACGUAUUUGCGAUGACGUCAAACAAUGCCUUCCUUUUUGACGUCAGUGUGGGAACACGGAAAGGAUACAAUGAUGUCAUCGAUAUUAAGAAGACAAGAGAUGCCUUUGUUACUUUUCGUCCGCCUGAAAAUUCUAUCUUGGGUCCAGUUGGGAACGAACUCUUCAUAAACGUUGUGUGCAAAGACAUGCUUGGUCUAUUCACAGUGUAUGAAACAGCCAUUGCAGUUUUAUAGAACGAGUCCAGUUGGAUUAAUUUUAUAUUUGUCAUAUGGCUAUGAACAAGUGUCGCAGUAUAAAAAAUUAUCUACAGUUAAGUUUUUCAUCCGGUCAUAGUAUAGAACUUUUAAUAGAAACUAGGAUUAGGUUAGACUUAAAUAUAUAAUUAUAUUGUUAUAUACAUUUUUACCUGUAAUAUUAAUUUGAGAUGUGUUUUUGAUCAUAUUUAAUUGAGGCUUGUAAGUGUAUGUUCGAUGGACGUCAAUGUGUAUGAAUUAGCUUCCAUUUGUUUAAUUCCUGCAGUACACUGACUUAACUUUACUACACACGAGUGCGUGUUAGUUGUUAUGACUUUUGUUGACCGUUGUGUAUAAUAUGAUUAUUAGACGUAGUGUUAAUAUUUACUCGCCAUAUUAAGAACAUAUAUUUUGAUAUAUUAACAAAUAUACUGAAAUUCAUACACAG